This is a messenger RNA of Brassica napus (rape), 1071 nucleotides long. RefSeq lists its product as uncharacterized. The transcript is spliced from 2 exons. NCBI's taxonomy places the organism in Eukaryota, Viridiplantae, Streptophyta, Magnoliopsida, Brassicales, Brassicaceae. The record is from RefSeq and is a predicted model, not a curated record. The coding region runs from base 1 to 1071 and encodes 356 amino acids.
AUGUCGUCAUCUUCAUCCGAUGAAGUCGAAGAAAGACUGGAUGAAAUUUUCGAAGAAAUCGUCGAAGAUACAUACAAUGAAAUAGUCGGGUCCCGUACCAAUAAGCAAAUGAGACGUGCUUAUAUAGAACGCAACCGUGAAGCAGGACACAACCGUUUGUGGAAUGACUACUUCAGCGAAGAUUCUACAUUCUCCCCCCAAUUAUUCAGACGCCGGUUCCGCAUGAAUAAGGAAUUAUUUAUGCGUAUUGUCGAUGGCCUCUCAGAGAACGUUCCAUUCUUUCAACAAAGAAGAGAUGCAACCGGCAGGUUAGGCCUUUCUCCACUGCAAAAAUGUACAGCAGCUAUUCGUCUGCUUGCUUAUGGUGCUGCGGCUGACACAGUGGAUGAAUAUCUCCGAAUUGGUGAAAGCACGGCACUUUCGUGUUUACACCAUUUCACUGACGGAAUAAUACAAUUAUUUGGAGAAGAGUAUCUACGAAGACCCACACCAGAGGAUCUCCAACGACUGCUCGAUAUUGGAGAAAAACGGGGCUUUCCUGGGAUGGUCGGAAGCAUUGACUGUCGGGCCCCCAGGGUAAAGUACGUGGUCAACGGACACACGUAUAAGUUGGCGUACUACCUCACAGACGGUAUAUAUCCAAAAUGGUCAACAUUUAUCCAAUCUAUCACACUCCCUCAAAGUCCUAAACAAGAGUUAUUUGCUAAAGUUCAAGAAGCAACCCGAAAAGAUGUGGAGCGGGCUUUUGGAGUACUACAAUCCCGGUUUGCGAUUGUGAGAAACCCGUCUCUUACAAUGAACAAAGCAAAGAUAGGGAAGAUUAUGAGAGCAUGUAUCAUACUACACAAUAUGGUAGUCGAAAAUGAACGAGAUGGAUACAUUCAUUACGAUAUAUCUGAAUUUGAAGAAGGAGACGUAACCAGAAGUUCAGAGGUCGAAACCGAGAGGCCUACAAAUCUGAAUAAUAUGUUUCCCACUCGGAAUGAUCUUCGUGAUAGGCAUAUGCAUGAACGAUUGAAGAAUGAUUUAAUCGAAAAUAUUUGGAACAAAUUUGGUGAUGAAGAUUACUAA